Molecule: messenger RNA, 5441 nt
Organism: Gopherus flavomarginatus (Mexican gopher tortoise)
Lineage: Eukaryota; Metazoa; Chordata; Testudines; Testudinidae
Gene: SLITRK2
Product: SLIT and NTRK like family member 2
Exons: 2
Coding region: 109-2685 (858 amino acids)
Biological process (GO): positive regulation of synapse assembly; axonogenesis; regulation of presynapse assembly
Cellular component (GO): membrane; glutamatergic synapse
Molecular function (GO): protein binding
Source: RefSeq, a predicted model, not a curated record
GGGGGAGGCGUGCGUGUUUGGAUCCCUUAGGCGGCUGUGGACCUCUGCCUGCAUUGGAUACGGAGGUUUGACUGUAGCUACCGGAGCUGGGACCCGCGGCGCCUAAAGAUGCUGAAGGGGGUCUGGUUGCUCAGUGUGUUGACAGUGGCUGGGAUCUCGCCCACGACGGAGAGCCGCAAGCCCGCCAAAGACAUUUGCAGCCGGAGUCGCUGCCCCUGCGAGGAGAAGGAAAACGUGCUGAACAUCAACUGCGAAAAUAAAGGCUUCACCACCGUCAGCCUGCUGCAGCCGCCCCCCUCCAAGAUCUACCAGCUCUUCCUCAGCGGCAACGCCCUCACCCGCCUGCACCCCAAUGAGUUUGUCAACUAUUCCAACGCCGUGACCCUGCACCUGGGCAACAACGACAUGCAGGAGAUCCGCACCGGGGCCUUCAGUGGCCUGCGGACCCUCAAGAGGCUGCACCUCAACAAUAACAGGCUGGAAGUGCUACGGGAGGACACCUUCCUGGGUCUGGAGAGCCUGGAAUACCUGCAGGCCGAUUACAACUACAUCAGCGUCAUCGAAGCUGGGGCCUUCAGCCAGCUCAACAAGCUGAAAGUGCUCAUCCUCAACGACAACCUCCUGCUGUCCCUGCCCAGCAAUGUCUUCCGCUUCGUCCUGCUCACCCACCUGGACCUGAGGGGUAACAGGCUGAAGAUGUUGCCAUUCGCCGGCGUCCUGGAGCACAUUGGUGGGAUCAUGGAGAUCCAGCUGGAGGAGAACCCUUGGAACUGCACCUGUGAUCUGCUCCCCCUCAAAGCCUGGCUGGACACCAUCACCGUCUUUGUCGGGGAGAUCGUCUGUGAGACACCCUUCCGGCUGCAUGGGAAAGAUGUGACCCAGCUCAGCCGACAAGACCUCUGCCCUCGGAAAAGUUCCAGUGACUCUCACCAGAGGGAAAAGCACCCUUCCCACUCAGACACGCACAUCCAGAGGCUCUCACCAACGGCCAACCCUGCCCUCAGCCCCACUAGAGCCCCGAAAGCCAGCCGGCCACCCAAAAUGAGGAACCGUCCAACGCCUCGGGUUACGGUGUCAAAAGACAGGCAAAUUUUCGGACCUAUCAUGGUUUACCAGACCAAGUCCCCUGUGCCCAUCACCUGCCCACGUGGCUGUGUUUGCACUUCACAAAGCUCUGACAAUGGUCUAAAUGUGAACUGCCAAGAGAAAAAGAUCAGUAACAUCUCAGAUCUCCACCCCAAGCCCACCAGUCCAAAGAAACUUUACCUUACAAGUAACUAUCUACAGGUUGUUUAUAAAAUGGAUCUCCUUGAAUACAGCUCUCUGGAUUUGUUACAUUUAGGAAACAACCGGAUCGCAGUGAUACAGGAAGGUGCCUUUAUAAACCUCACCAGUUUACGCAGACUUUAUCUCAAUGGCAAUUAUCUUGAAAUUCUGUACCCUUCUAUGUUCAAUGGACUGCAGAGCUUGCAGUAUCUCUACUUAGAGUAUAAUGUCAUUAAGGAAAUCCUGCCACGCACCUUAGAUGCUCUGAGUAACCUUCAUCUAUUAUUUCUGAACAACAACUUGCUGAGGUCUUUGCCUGAUAAUGUGUUUGGUGGUACUUCCCUCACGAGGCUCAAUCUGAGGAACAACCACUUCUCACACUUGCCUGUGAGAGGAGUCCUCGACCAGCUCUCGGCUUUAAUUCAGAUAGACCUCCAAGAAAAUCCUUGGGAUUGCACAUGUGACAUAAUGGGGCUCAGGAACUGGAUAGAGCAUGUCACUGAGCAGAACAAUCAGCAGUCAGGUCCCCCUGUAGUUAUCAAUGAGGUCAUAUGUGAGUCUCCAGCUAAGCACUCAGGAGAACAUCUGAAAUUCCUGAGCAAAGAGGCCAUCUGUCCAGAGAACCCUAAUCUGUCAGAUUCUACUCUCUUCUCUAUGAGUCAUAACACAGACACACCACAGUCCCUUAGUGUCUCACCCAGCUCCUAUCCAGAAAUACACACCGAAGUUCCACUCUCUGUCUUAAUUUUAGGCUUGCUGGUUGUGUUUAUCUUGUCUGUCUGUUUUGGGGCAGGCUUGUUCGUCUUUGUUCUGAAACGCCGAAAGGGAGUGCCAAGCGUGCCCAACAGCGCAAACAACUUAGACAUAAGUUCAUUUCAGCUGCAGUAUGGGUCUUACAACAUGGAGAGCCACGAUAAAACUGAGGGUCACGUUUAUAACUACAUCCCCCCUCCUGUCGGGCAGAUGUGCCAAAACCCUAUCUACAUGCAGAAGGAAGGGGAUCCAGUUGCGUACUACAGGAACCUCCAUGAGUUUAGCUAUAGCAAUCUUGAGCACAAAAAGGAAGACUCAGCCAGCCUUGCAUUUACAAUCAGUGCGUCUGAAUUGCUGGAAAAGCAGUCCUCGCCAAGGGAACCAGAGCUGCUGUAUCAAAACAUUGCAGAGAGGGUCAAGGAACUCCCCAGUGGAGGGGUUGUUCAUUAUAACUUUUGCACCUUACCCAAAAGGCAGUUUGCUCCUUCCUAUGAAUCCAGACGCCAAAACCAGGACAGGAUAAAUAAGACUGUUUUGUAUGGAACUCCCAGGAAAUAUUUUGCAGAACAGUCUAAACCCGAGCAUCCUUUGCUGCAAGGAAAGCUACAAACGGAACCAGACUACCUCGAAGUUCUGGAAAAACAAACUGCAAUUAGUCAACUGUGAGGGUGGAUUAGGGGGAAGAGGAGGCAUUUUAAAAGGGUCUUAAAAGUCAAAUUUGAUUGAUUCAGUACUCAAUACCAAUGUGAUUUGUCACAUUCUCAACAUUUCCACUUUUUAAAUUCUGAAAACAAGCAAACUCACCCCCCUUAUACUAUGCUGGAGGUAUGGUGUUGCUUUUGCAAAAGUAUCUUUAAGUUAUUUCUACUUCUUUCUUUUUUUCCUCCUCCCCUUAGAAACUGUCUCUGCAAAUGAAUGUUUCAACAAUAGAUUUUUGCAUAAUUCUUUUUUUUUUGAGAUGGAAGGAAGGGGGCCUUUUUGUUUUUUUCUUCAAUUAAAAGUGGAAAGGUAAUGUAUUAUGUAGAAGAUCUCCAAAGAUCUUUUUCCUGGACUAUAACUCUUUUUUGUAAAUAAUAAUAUACAAUACUGCUGUUUCAAUUACAAGUAUAGCUACUGGGCAUCACUUUCUUGUGUUAAAGUGCCUUUGCACUUUAAGUACAUUAUUACUUAAUUGUUGCUCUUAGCUUUGAUAAAUUGAACCUAUUUUAAUGUGUUGUAUUUUUGAAAUUAAAAAAAAAUGUAAAAUAGAUCUAUAUGUCAGCUGCAUUAAAUCAAACAAUCUUGCUUGAUUAAUAGGAAGCCAGACCUUCUUUAAGGGAAUGUAGUUCUAGGACUUUAAAUAUUCAACUGGAAAUUAUUUGGGUUUUUUUCCCCACUUUGGGUUUGGUUUAAGUGAUUCAUUGAAAUCCACCAAGAGGAUUUAGCAAUGGACUAGAGGUAAUCAGCUGCCUCAGAUGGUAGUAACAGUUCAUUAAUAAAAGACAUUUAACAUGACAUCAUAGUGAACUGAACAAUUAAUGUCCCUUCUUAAUUCAUUACACUGCAGCUCUAACACAGCCAAUAAUGUUCAGUGGUUUAAGAUUAUUUUCAUACUUAAUAAACAUUACUCUACUUGUAAUAUAUAUUUCUGCAUUAAAUUAGAUAUUUUUAUACAUUUAACAACAGAGUUUAUUUUUCUAACAUCUUAUUUGAAAUUACCAGUUUGUUUUCUUGCCAGGUGUAGUACUUUUAAAAUAAGCAUGCACACCAGCAGGGGCCGCCACACAACCUCAUUAAACACACAGCCAUACAUAUAAAUGAAUAAACAAACUCUCAGAGAAAUUUCAGAAGUGGGAUUAGAACCUGGGUCCCCUCAGUCUGCUUGAGAUUGAUUGAUACAUUAUACUAACUUUCAGCACUGUGAACUAUUUCAUGUUUUCCCUAUCUAAAUAGAAAGUAACAGUGCAACAAUCCUAACCUAGCUUAUAACUCCUUCUAAGUACAGUAGUGUAAAUUUUUAGAGGGCUUUAUCAAUUAAUUACCUUUUAAUCUCAAUAUGGGUUUUCAUAAGAACAUCAGUAAACGUACUCAAUAUGUUUUCUGUUCUGCCUUUGACUUGGGCUUGUGUUACUUGAAUCUUUACCUUAACUUCUUAAAUGUACAUUUCUUUCCUUCCUGGAGAAUAUUGAAAACACUUUAAUUAACAAGUGAGAUAUACAAACUUUAUAGAGCCUUAGUAGCCUGUAAAUAAUUUUUAGAUUCAAACAUUGUGUGAUUUCAACAAACAGCCCUUAUUUACAACAAAAAGUUUUGUUUUGUCUAUUGUAAAUCCUUAUGCAACUGGGAUGGUGAUCUGCAUAUAAAGUAGGCCAGGCUUUUCAAUUCCUUAUUAAAGCAAUUGAUGGAGUCUGAAAGAAGCACACUGUUUCCUUUUCAUAAAUAGGUUGCUCCACAUAAUAAUCCUUUAUUAUCAUGCAGAGAUUGAAGUGGACUCUGCUGACUGAUUUUUAAAGCUUUACUAUAACUAAUGAUAUAUUAUCUGCAACUUUGAGGAAUUUUAAGCAAUAGAAUUUGGUUUUAAAUGACUGCAAUCUGUAUUAUUUUAAUCAGGACUUUUGCCAGCAGGAAGUAGCUUUAUAUUUAAGAAGUGAACAAGGUUUGCAUGUAUAGGGUCAAAUAUAUGGGUCAUUCUGCAAACCGUUUUCUAGUGAGUUAUGUGACAUAUGAGUACAUUAAAAUGCUAACAUGUCAAUUGUUUAUCUUUAGAGGCCGUAACUUCUAUUGCUGCUCAUUAGAUCAGGUUUAAAACUGAAGUGCUACAGUGAACCACUGAAGAAUCAGCCUUCAAAAUGGUCUCAUUUCAAGAAGGAGAAGUAUUAUCAUAUUAGUUGAAGUUGGAAUAUUUGCCUGGAAUAGCAUCGAUCUUUGGGUGAGAUACUUAUUUGAGAGCUGCCAAUAGUGUCGUUUUAGAUCUGUGACACAGGAUACAACUAAAUGGAUUUAUUGCUGAGAAAACUAGGAAAAUCAGGUGCAGGGAUUACUUAAAGUGACCGUUUUGUGAAGGGCUUUGCUGCAUUAACUCUUUCUAAAUUCCCUUUUAGUACUGUUUGCAAAGACUGGCACUGUUCUGUACCUGUAGUACUUUAGUAAAUAGUCUUCCUCCCUCUCCCAAACAGAGCAGAACCAAUGCUAAAUUUCCUUGUCUUCUGCAAAUUUGGGUUUUCUGUUCUAUAGUGGUUAAGAAUAACAUGGUAGCACUCAGAUUAUGAAUUCUUUUAGUAGCUAUUUAUGGUUCAAUUUUGAUAUUUGUUUUGCUUCCCUGAGUUUUGCACAUGGUUUGCCUUGAUGGCAAAGAGAGAUUUUUCAGGUAUUGUUUUUCUUUACAUUUUUUUGUUAGAUUUAUUAAUGUAUUUUAUUUAGUAAAUGCAUUUUGAUCAGUGCAA